AUAUAUCCCUUCUCCCAUCGUGAAUAGACUAUAAAGUGCGCAAGUACUCUUGCGCAAAUAUGUUCAGCUUAACUCUUCCAGGGCAUCAAAUGCAUUUGUACAUAUAGUUUGAGAGAGUGCUCUGAAAGUAUACCAUGCUGCCGCGUCGAUUAUUUUUCUGCAUUUUUUUCCAUCAAAUUUUCCUCACUGGGAGAUCUACAGAAAAAACGUGAAGUAAGGUUUAUAAAUUUAAAUUAACAUCUUGGGAUUAAUCGAGAUGGCUGAGGGUGGAAACGACAAAGGAAAUAAUCAUAUUUCAUCAAGUCAAACGGAAAUUAAUGAAUGCUUAGCUAGUUGGUUGACUUAUUUGCAGAUGCUAAACGAUUUAUGUUCGGCGGGUACAAAAUUAGCACAAUCUCUUCACGAUUCAGUUGCCCAAUGUAGAUUAACGGGUCAGUGUUUGUCAGGAUGGGAUGAAUUGACAAGAGCAACAAACGUUGCCAGUAACACUGUCAAAAAUCAUAUUGUCGCAUCUUUAAAGGAUCAUGAGAUUCUCGAAAAUAUUGGCGAUAAACACGACAUACUUCGUGACAAUCUGUUGACCUUCAUAAAUCUUCAGUAUCAGUUUUGCGUCGCAUGUUGCGAAUGUCUCGGUGGAAUGGCUGAAUGUUCUUGUUCGCAAGCGGGAAAUGUUGAAUGUGAUAUUGCAGCUCUUCAGCAAUGUUUUGAACGUUUAUAUAGUUCACCACCACCUUUAGCUGCAUCUACUCAACAAUCACAGCAAAAUUGUCAUAGAUCGCCUUUGCCGUAUCCCUUGUUUCCACUUCAGUUUCAGCGAAGGUGGUCAGAAACAGCAGCUGCUGAAAUGUGCGGUGAAGCAGCAUAUACAGUGAGAAGAUGGUCAAUGCCUUGGGACUGUCGACAUGUGACAGAAUGGUCUCGUCAGGAUAUGAGAAAUAGACUACGUGUACCACUUCAGGAUCGUAGCAGGUCUACAACACCUGAUUCUAUUUGGAAAUCAGCAACAAUGACAAGUCAAGAUGGACUUCGUGAAGCAAUUCAACUUCUUUCUUGUAAACCAGGCGUUAGACCUGCUAAUCAGCUUUCGACUUUUGCUAGUCAACACAUUCCUGGUGUAACAUUGACAACAUGUACCUAUGAAGCGAGUUACGAGAAUUCCAUUUGGCCCGAUUCUAGAAGAAUGGGCUCACCCCGAUGUUGGCCUCAAGAUUCUCAUUCAAGUGAUCAUUCCGAUGGUCAUCGUGAUAGCGAUCAAAGUGGACAUUUGUCCGAACACAGUGGAGGUGACAGUCGAGAAUCUGACGCCGGAACCACAGACGUUUUGCCUUCACGAAAAAGCAGCUCAUCUACUGAUUCAUGCAUAUCUGCUCAUAGUCGUUCAGGUUCAGAAAGCGCUGGCGCUGGGGAAUGUGCAAGAUCACAAUUAUAUUCAAUGUGGAGUGGUGGCGAUUUGCCUUUCAUAAAACUGCCAGAAAGUACAGAAAUUCGCGAUGAACAUCCACCAGUUUAAAAAAUGAAAAAAAGAAAAACAAAAACGGAAUUUUUAAUUAACUCCAAUAAAAAUAUGGACAUGUGCAAUAAGUGGGUAAUAUUGAAGAAUCAUAAAAUGCCAAAGAAAUUACUCCAAAAUUAAAUACAAACGCCCCAAUCGAGAAAUUAAAUGCUCACGAUUUAAAAAAAAUAAUAUUAAAUACCAAAGACUUUAAACAAAAACUAAAACUUUAUAACGAGUGUUUAAAGUUUUAAAUUUUUAUUAAAAUCUUAAUUUUUUUUUCAAUUUUGUAAAAAUCAAUUUCUAAUAAUACUGGCCUUUGGUCUUCAAAGAAGAAUGCGAGCUUUACAAUUUAAAACAUUAACAAAAUAUUUUAAAUUAAUCAUAUUUUAUUUAUUUUAUUCUAUCUUAAUUUAUCCAUUCACUGAGAAGGAAAAACUCAUUGAGUAAUAUAAAAAAAUCUAAUUUCAAGGUGAAAAAAAAUUACGGACCAAAAUUAUUGUUGAAUGUAGAAUUAAAUUUGACAAUUAGUCAAAAAAUAAAUAUUAUAAUUCUAAAUGUAAAUUUAUUAUAGAAUGAAGAAAAAUCGGCGAAGCUAGAUUUUUCCAAAGUUAAAUUAAUUGAAAACAUAAUUAGCGAAAUAUAUAGCAAAUUAGUUAAAAAUUUUACUGCCAAAAAAAAAUGUUUAACUGAAGAGAGAGAAACUAGCUCAAACUAUUGUGAACUUAAGCUUUUCGCUAUUUAAAUAAAAAAAAAAACGACUGAGAUAAAGGAAACUUAAAAUUUUCAAGUAUUUGCUCAGGUAGCAAAUUCAUUUUUAAUCGUAGUAUAAGUCUGUAGAAAAUUUAAUAAAUCAUAAAAAAACGUCUUUUUAUUCUAAAGAAUGACAAAAUAAAAAAUUGCUUUCACGAACAUUUUCUUUAAUUAAAAGAAAUUGUUUUAUUCGAAUUUCAUUUUAAAAUUAAAUUUUAUAAAAUAAAUUUUAAUAAAAAAAUAAUUUUUAAAUAAAAAAAAAACAAUUUUUCAAUCAAAGAAUAAUUUUUUAAGAAAACCAAUUUUUAACCAAAAAAAAUAAAUUUGAAUUAAAUUAUAAUUAAAUAUAUUUUUAAAAGUUGGAAUUAUAAUUUUUAAUAAAAAUUAAAAAUUUGCUCGAAAGCAAUUUUGAUACACGUCAUUUAGAGUUGAACUGGAAAUAUGUCUCUCGUGAAUACGAGCUUUAUUAAGCGAAUGAUGAAUUUUAAUGUGUGAUUAUAUAAAAUUAAUAAAGAACGAUUAAUUUCAACAAUUAGCCGAGCUAAUUGUUGGAAAAAAAAAAAUAAAAUCUCUUCCAUCAACACAUUUGAUAAUCAUAAUAACGUUAAAAUGCUGUCUAACAGCGUUAUAAUAUAUUAAGAAUUUGUAAAAUUGCAAUAUAUAAGUUUUUAAUCAUCAUCUAAAUAAAUUAGUUAAACUCGAAAUGAUGAAAAUUUCAAUUUCUAAAAAAAUUGCAUUUACUACUUUAUAUAGAAAGGCAGGCCUCAUAUAAA
Messenger RNA from Leptopilina boulardi, 3018 nucleotides. RefSeq lists its product as uncharacterized. The transcript has 11 exons. The coding region runs from base 257 to 1510 and encodes 417 amino acids. The record is from RefSeq and is a predicted model, not a curated record. NCBI's taxonomy places the organism in Eukaryota, Metazoa, Arthropoda, Insecta, Hymenoptera, Figitidae.